AUGCACCUCACGCCUUGCCUCGUGCUCUCUGUGCUGGGGUUAGCCAGCUUCACCCAACGGUCCUGCGCCCAAGAUGCACGCAAACCAAUCCCUUACAAGAUUCAAAAGCCGCCCCUCGACACGCCUUGGACCUACAAAGUUGGAACAGACCCAUGGCCCGAGCACCCCCGCCCGCAGCUUGUCCGCGACGCCUGGCAGAGCCUGAACGGAAUCUGGACGUACCAGCCGGCAGAGGAGAAGAAGGGCGUCAAGUUUCUCCCGGGAAGCCCUCUUGAGCGCGAGGUCCUCAUCCCGUCGUGCAUCGAGAGCGGCCUGUCCGGAUUGCAAGAAUUGAACGUCACGCGGAUGUGGUUCGCAACUACGUUCGAGGUCCCUGCAGACUGGGAAGGGCAAAUCGUCAUGCUUCACUUUGAAGCCGUAGACUACGAGGCCAAGAUUUUUGUCAACGGUGAACGUGUUGGCUCCCAUGUCGGAGGAUAUUCUCGCUUUAGUCUUGAUGUCACUCGACAUCUGCGGCGAGAGGGGGCGAACGACUUACUUGUUCACGUUCAUGACCCUACAGACGUGAAACCGCAUGUCAUCCCCGUCGGCAAGCAAUCCAAAAAUCCGCGGCAUAUCUGGUACAGGCCCUGCUCGGGUAUCUGGCAGCAAGUCUGGCUCGAGAGCGUGCCGGUCAAUCACAUUACACAACUGGACAUUGAAGCAAAGAUGGAUGGCAAAUUGGUGGUCUUUGCCCACAAUUCGCAAGCGCAGAUAUCCCCGCAUGUCGAGCUGUCUGUCUACGAUGCCGACGGCAAGCUUGUGGUCAAGGGCUCGGGCCAAUCCAAUAGUCCCUUCGAAGUCCAGGUCAAGAGCCCUCGCCUGUGGUCUCCUUCUCACCCGGUGCUGUACCGACUUUCUCUCACAAUGGGCAGUGACCAGAUAUCCAGCUAUGCUGGAUUUCGCAGCAUCUCAAGAGGUGUAGUUGAUGGAAUCCCCCGACCUCUCCUGAAUGGCGAGUUCAUCUUCCAAUUUGGAACCCUAGACCAAGGGUACUGGCCAGAUGGCCUCUACACACCGCCAAGCCGCGACGCCCUCAUUUACGACCUGCGCGUGCUCAAAAGCCUCGGAUUUAAUAUGCUGCGCAAGCAUAUCAAGAUUGAGCCUGACUUGUUCUAUCACGCCUGUGACGAAUUGGGGUUGAUGGUGGUGCAAGACAUGCCAAGCUUGCCGCCAGACGAUGCAGGCACGGGUCAUCCGGAUGCUGCGCAGCAGGAAGAAUACCAACGCCAGAUAGAGACCCUUGUUCAGCAACACAAGAAUUUCCCCUCCAUUGUCACAUGGGUCAUCUAUAACGAGGGCUGGGGGCAGCUGCGGUCUCCUCCCUGGCCGGAGGAGAAGCUGGUCGAUAUCAUACGCGGCCUCGACCCGACAAGGCUCGUUGAUGCCGUGAGCGGAUGGUUCGAUCACGGAUUCGGUGAUUUUGCGGACAACCAUCAUUACACGGGCCCCCAGUGUGGCGUACCACCUUACGACACCCGCCGCGUCUCCUUACAGGGCGAGUUCGGCGGCAUCGGGCACAAUGUCUCGAUCGAGCAUCUGUGGGACGUCAAGCAGGCCAUAGACGGCAUUGAUGAAACGUACGAAAUUGUGAAGGACCUCAAGGCGUACAAUCAACGAUCAGGCGACCUGCUUCAUGAGCUUCGGCAGCAGAUUGAGCAGCACGCCUGCAGCGGCGGGGUCUGGACGCAGACGACCGACGUCGAGGGCGAGGUCAACGGGCUGCUGACUUAUGAUCGACGCAUUUUACGUCCGUACAUAGGGCAGUGGCGGAAAGAUAUCGCGGCUUUGUAUGAGGCUGCGAGGGCAAGGCUUGGAAAGACGUGA
Molecule: messenger RNA, 1866 nt
Organism: Verticillium nonalfalfae
Lineage: Eukaryota; Fungi; Ascomycota; Sordariomycetes; Glomerellales; Plectosphaerellaceae
Exons: 7
Coding region: 1-1866 (621 amino acids)
Biological process (GO): carbohydrate metabolic process
Molecular function (GO): hydrolase activity, hydrolyzing O-glycosyl compounds
Source: RefSeq, a predicted model, not a curated record